Molecule: messenger RNA, 1506 nt
Organism: Hippoglossus stenolepis (Pacific halibut)
Lineage: Eukaryota; Metazoa; Chordata; Actinopteri; Pleuronectiformes; Pleuronectidae
Gene: sparcl2
Product: SPARC-like 2
Exons: 9
Coding region: 593-1369 (258 amino acids)
Biological process (GO): anatomical structure development
Molecular function (GO): extracellular matrix binding; collagen binding; calcium ion binding
Source: RefSeq, a predicted model, not a curated record
GUGUGUGUGUGUGUGUGUGUGGCUGUGUCUGGCUGUGUGUGUGCGUGUGUGAAAUACAAAGGGACUUUCAAAGUGAGAAAGACAGAGACAGAUAUGAGUGACCACAUGUUCUCUCUGGCUCUGUGGACCUAUGCCAACUUCAAAAUGACCUAUAACAAAAUCAGCCUCUCUCUCCCUCUUUUACUCUCUCUCUCUCUGUCUCUCUCUCUCUCUCCCUCUCAGUAGGCACAGCUUUGUGCCCCCGCCUCAUCUUCCAUCUCACCAACUUUCAGCGGCACAAUGUCUUGAACCUGCACCGAGCUCAGAUACCUGUGCUCUCAGGGAGCUGAUGUGAAGGUAAUGAACGUCAGACAGACGGUGGAAAAGCAGAGAGGAGGGGUUAGAUAAGGCAAGAAUGCAAAACUAGAUGGAUCAAACAAAAAGAAAACGCACAGACUGGUGAGGAGGGCUGUUAAAAUAACACACUCACAGAGGAGCCAGAGAGAAAAGUGGGAUUCUGCAGAACAAGGGAUUAACAAAAGCAGAAAGGAGUGACACAGGCCCUGGAAAAUCUGUCAAAUUCCGUCGUCGUCGCCCGCUGGAUGUGUCCACCAUGACCCCGAGUUUGAUAUUACUGCUCCUCAGUCUUCAAGCUUUUGCAGCCAUGGGAGGCAGAGCCCAGCGCCGACAGAGACAAGCUGAGGAGAGCCUGAGACCAUAUAUCGGCAGAGUGGAGCCAGAAAAGCUUUGUGAGUUGCUGAAAUGCCACAGUCCAGUUGGAUCUUGGUGCCAAGUGGUUGAGGAGGACGGAGUCCUGGUCCCCAAGUGUGUUUGUCCUCAGUCCUGUCCCCGGCAGAGGGCACCAGUGUGCAGUGUUCUGGGAAAAACCUACAAGAAUGAGUGUGUGCUGCACAAAGCCGCCUGCAGGAAGAGACGCCGCACUGGACUGGCUCACACAGGCCCCUGUCUGGUCCCCAAGGAUAAAUGCACUGAGGACGAGUUGGGCCAGUUUCCAUAUCGUCUGCUGGACUGGUUUCUGCUCCUGAGUCGAAUGGGAGAGUCCUACACACCUGCUGCCCCCCCUCAGACCUGCCUCAGCCACGCCCAGAGGACGCAACUGGCACAGAAAAGAUUUGCUCUUCUGGACAAGAACAAAGACGGCAAGUUGAGCCGCAGGGACCUGAGGAAGCUGCGUUACAAGAGGAUGCCGCUGGAGCACUGUGCCACGCCAUUCUUUCAGUCAUGUGACCAGAACAAGAACAGGAAGGUGACCCUGCAGGAGUGGACGGCCUGUCUGGUGGAUCGCUCCGAGGCCUGGUUCUUCAAUUUCAUGGCAGUGAGAAUGGGUUCCCGCAAACUGUGUCCAACGAUGAAAGAGCACAACUUCUGACCUGAGAAAAUCAAUCCCUGCAUCUCUAUCGUGCCUGAACAUCAUCACCCUUACCUGAUUAAAAAGGACGUGUCUGCACACGAGGGUCACUCAUCUGUGUCACUCUGCAUUUGUAAUACAGUCAUUUAUCACGUCUC